UCAGUGCAUUGUUGCACGACGGCUCUUUGAGAAGACUGUCAAGAUUGUACAAUACAAAACACAAAACAACAAAUCUGAAUUUCGCUCUCGGUCACAUUUCUAAUUCGUAAAUUUCGUUUUGAUGAAAAAAAGCGAAUUUUUCGCCAAAUUUCUAAUAAAAAGCUGAAUUCGCAUUUCGAUAUAAUUUGAUCAAUUCACGGAUAUUUACCGCUUAAAUGGCAGACGACGAUGAUGGAAAAGAAUACAGAUGGGAGACCGGCUAUGAAAAGACAUGGGAAGCAAUCAAAGAAGACGAAGAUGGGAUGGUGGAGGGAGCAAUAGCUGACAUAAUACAGAAAGCGAAGCGCAAACGGCAAGCCCAGAAGAAGGGACACAGUCGUCUAGGUAUGAUGAGACAUUUCUACAUUAUUGUCGACUGUUCGGAAUCAAUGUCUAUGCCGGAUCUUAAGCCCACUCGUAUUAUGUGUACCACAAAGCUGCUCGAUAAGUUCAUUGAAGAGUUUUUCGACCAGAAUCCCAUCAGUCAAUUGGGCGUGAUUGUAAUGAAAAGCAAACGAGCUGAAAAACUAUCGGAAAUGGCCGGCAGUUCGAGGAAGCACAUCAAGGCAUUGGCUCAAAUGAAUAAGAUGCAGUUGACUGGUGAACCAUCACUCCAGAACGGUCUCGAGUUGGCAUUGCAAACGCUAAAGAUGAUACCAUCGCACGCCAGCCGCGAAAUUCUAAUCAUCAUGGGAAGUCUAACAACGUGCGAUCCGGGCGAUAUCAACACGACAAUUGAAACACUCAAAAAGGAAGGGGUGCGAUGUUCGGUUGUAAGUCUGUCCGCAGAAAUACGAAUCUGUCGCCAUCUCGCCACUGAAACGGGUGGACUGUACAGUGCUGUGCUGGACGACACACAUUAUCGCGAUCAACUGUUACAGCAUAUCGAUCCACCGCCGGCGGCCCAAACACAAGAAAAUUCAUUGAUCAAAAUGGGAUUUCCACAUAGUCAUUGUGAAGAGGCCAAGGAGCCAGCUCUGACGAUGUGCAUGUGUCACAUUGACAACGUUGAUGAACCCAGUAAAUUAACGGCCGGUGGAUAUCAGUGCCCCCAAUGUAGCAGCAAAUACUGUGAGCUGCCCGUGUCAUGCGUAUCCUGUAAUUUAACACUAGUGUCAGCACCACAUUUGGCUCGGUCCUAUCAUCACUUAUUUCCCGUGAACCCGUUCCGCGAGAUUCCGUUUACCAAGCAACGUGAUCUGUGCUACGCAUGCCAGAAAACCUUCAACGAUCUGGACAAAAAUGUGUACCAAUGCGAUCUGUGCUCGCAGGUGUUUUGCAUCGAUUGUGAUAUUUUCAUCCAUGACACAUUGCACAUUUGUGUGGGAUGUACAACGAUUCCGAUGGCUGCACAAAGUGUCCACAUGAGAGAGCCCGUCUACAAAGCGAACGCUCAUUAUGCGAAUUGAACCGGAAUUGAUUGAUGAUGUCCAAUAAAGUAAUCGCUGUCCGAAUGUAAGAA
Bradysia coprophila is the source of this 1501-nucleotide messenger RNA. RefSeq names its product general transcription factor IIH subunit 2 Ssl1 (gene Ssl1). Gene Ontology annotation, biological process: DNA-templated transcription; nucleotide-excision repair; regulation of transcription by RNA polymerase II. Lineage: Eukaryota; Metazoa; Arthropoda; Insecta; Diptera; Sciaridae. Gene Ontology annotation, molecular function: zinc ion binding. The record is from RefSeq and is a predicted model, not a curated record. Gene Ontology annotation, cellular component: transcription factor TFIIH holo complex; transcription factor TFIIH core complex.